AUGUCCUCCGAAUCUAUUGUUAAGAACUCUCAAUGGAGAUUGGUUGAAGUUGGUCGUGUUGUCUUGAUCAAGAAGGGCCCUUCCGCCGGCAAGUUGGCUGCUAUUGUCGAAAUCAUCGACCAAAGCAGAGCUUUGAUCGACGGUCCAGAAACCGGUGUCCCUCGCCAAUCUGCUAACUUGGGUCACGUUGUUCUAACCCCAUUGACCUUUGCUUUGCCAAGAGGUGCUAAGACUGCUGUUGUCGCCAAGAAAUGGUCUGCAUCCGGUGUUGCCGAGAAAUGGGCUACUUCCUCUUGGGCUAAGAAGAUUGCCCAACGUGAAAGACGUGCUGCUUUGACUGACUUCGAAAGAUUCCAAGUUAUGGUUUUGAGAAAGCAAAAGAGAUACACUGUCAAGAAGGCUGUUGCCAAGGCUUAA
Molecule: messenger RNA, 417 nt
Organism: Lachancea nothofagi CBS 11611
Lineage: Eukaryota; Fungi; Ascomycota; Saccharomycetes; Saccharomycetales; Saccharomycetaceae
Source: the annotation of a GenBank genome assembly